AUGAAAAACUUUUCUCCCCAUUUUCUGCUUCAAAACCAAGAAGAACCCAACAAAGAAAUCCCAGAAACGGGACAAAAAUUCGAAAAUGGAGGAAAGCAACCAGAGGAAGAAAGAGCCAGAUGUGAGUGGGAAUUCAAUCUUUCAACUGUAGUUUCUUCCUCCGCCGUUAAUGGAGGAGUUGUUUCUGAUACACUUGGUGUUAUAGAAUUCGACCCCAGUGAUAAUUUUCUAGCCACUGGUGGAAUAGCAAGAAAGAUUCGAAUUUACAGUUUGAAAUCCCUUUUGCCAUAUGAAGAGAGUUCAAUAUUUCACGAUGUAACAUUUCUGGAUCAUGCUACUGCGUGUGAUUAUUAUAUAUGUACUCCGGCGAAGCUCAGCAGCCUUCGGUGGAAGCCCGGGUCGGGCGGGCGGGUCCUGGGAUCGGGUGAUUACGAUGGUGUUGUAAUGGAAUAUGAUCUCGAGAGAAGAGUGCCUGUUUUUGAGAGGGAUGAGCAUGGCGGGAGAAGAGUAUGGAGCAUGGACUAUUCGCAUCGGGAUCCCAUUUUGGGUGCAUCCGGAUCGGAUGAUGGCACCAUGCAGAUGUGGGACCCUCGUUGCGGCGACGGAGGGAAGUGCUUGGCCGCGGUGCAACCGAAUACCACCGCGCCCAGCCCAGUUUGUUGUGUAGAAUUCAAUCCGUUCGGCGGCGCAUUGGUGGCGGUGGGUUGUGCCGAUAGCAAAGUCUACGGCUAUGAUAUAAGAAGAAUGGCUGACCCCUUUUUUGUAUUUGAUGGGCACCAAAAGGCAGUUACAUACAUUAAAUUUCUUGAUUUUCAGACUAUUAUAACAUCUGCCAUUGAUGGCUGCUUGAAGAUGUGGAAUUCUGAAAAUAAUCGGAUUAUCCGAACGUACAAAGGGCACACAAACAGCAGAAGAUUUGUGGGUUUAUCAGUUUGGAGGGGUGGAGGAUUAUUAUGCUGUGGCUCAGAAAAUAAUCAAGUUUUUGUAUAUGACAAAAGAUGGGGUCAGCCCAUAUGGGUUCAGGGAUUUGAUCCGGUGGCUGCAGGCGGUGGCGGUGGACAUGGAUGUGACCGGGAUUUUGUUAGCAGCGUUAGCUGGCGGCAAACCUGGGACGACCGCUGCACACUGGUGGCUGCAGGGGGUUCAGAUGGGAUUUUACAAGUAUUUGAAUGCAAAAAAAAAGGUAAUGCAACGUUAAAAUGA
Messenger RNA from Fraxinus pennsylvanica, 1203 nucleotides. Lineage: Eukaryota; Viridiplantae; Streptophyta; Magnoliopsida; Lamiales; Oleaceae. The record is from the annotation of a GenBank genome assembly.